GAGUGGUUGCGCUGCCAUCAGCCAUCCUAAUUCCUGUCUGUUCUGAUCCUGACGUGCGCACCUUAACUAUCGCUAGAGCUGAUACAUUUUUGCAAGACAGCAGAGGUUUGGCGGCAGCGGCAUACCCCAGGAGUCGUCGCGCUAGUGCAUUUGCAUUUGGGGGGAGCGGACGGGACGGGACGGGAGGGGCCGUGGGCAAUGGCGACGCCGGCGCGCCCGUACCGGUUCCCGGCGCUGCCGGAGAAGGAGGAAGACGAGCAGGUGGCGACGCGGUGCACGAGGCAGACGUGCGGGACGUGCAGCGCGUCGGCGGUGGCGAGCUGCGUGGCGCUGUGCUGCUGCCCGUGCGCCGUGGUGAGCUGCCUGACGCUGGCGCUCAUCAAGGCGCCCUACGUGGCGGGGCGGCGGUGCGUGGCCAGGAUCGCCAGGAGGCGGCUGCGGAAGGCGAGGACGAGGCGCGUCCGCGACGUGGACGAAGACGAUGAGGAGGACAAGCAGCAGCAGGGCCCGCGGCGAAGCAAGGAGCUGUGGGGCAUCGACCUGCCUCGUGCGGCCGUGGACGACGGCGCCGACGACGGCAGCGGCAGGGCGAAGGUGAGCUCCAGGAUGGAUGUGUCCGAGAAGGUGUGGGCGGACAUGUACCAGGUCGGCCUCUGGGGGUUCGGCCGGCUGUCCUUCUCGGCGGCAGUCGGGGACAGAGGCGACUCCGAGAAGGACGGCGACAGUACUGCGCCUGAGUAAGACGGGCAUUGGUUCACUCUAGAGCCGGCUCAAUGUCGUCUUGUACAAACUUUAGCUUGUUUCUUUGGCAAUUGCCUGCACAAACUUUUUUGUGA
This is a messenger RNA of Sorghum bicolor (sorghum), 836 nucleotides long. RefSeq lists its product as uncharacterized. The coding region runs from base 199 to 741 and encodes 180 amino acids. The transcript has 2 exons. Lineage: Eukaryota; Viridiplantae; Streptophyta; Magnoliopsida; Poales; Poaceae. The record is from RefSeq and is a predicted model, not a curated record.